AUAAUUGAAGCUACUCUUCCCAAAGCGUCUAGCUUCCAUUCUCACCAAACCACUCUAUUAAUCCAUUGCAAAGCUACUCCCUUCUCCCAAUUCUACUGCUUUCUUCUUAAUUUCUUCUACAAUUUUCCAAGAAUAGUAGGAUAUGGAGAGGAGGAACUAUGAAGAAGUCCUUGUAAGAAGCUCUCUUCUUGUUGAUCAAGAAAGUGUCACGAACUACUACCAUUGUAUUGGCCCAGGUGGUGUCGAUGGUGGUUCCUCCCCAGUCACAGCUGUUGUUAUUAUCAGCACAGUGGUGGCGGCCUGCGGCUCCUUCAAUACGGGGUGUGCUGCUGGAUAUUCAUCACCUGCUGAGUCUGGAAUCAUGGAAGAUCUAGGCCUCUCUCUGGCUGAGAUGCUCAGGGUUCUAAUCAAUAAGGGGUGGCUGGCUUUACCGAUUCUGUUUCUUAUUUUUCAGUAUUCAGUUUUUGGUUCAUUAUGGACAGUGGGAGGAAUAGUGGGUGCAUUGAUAAGUGGGACGACAGCAGAUCUUAUUGGCCGGAGAGGUACAAUGUGGUUUGCAGAUAUCUUCUGCAUCAUGGGGUGGCUAUUAAUAGCAUUUGCCAAGGAUUAUUGGUGGCUCGACUUUGGAAGAUUAGCAACAGGAUUUGGGGUUGGGCUUAUUUCUUAUGUUGUAAGUGUAGUGUGGUGUGUAGUUCAUAUUUCAGUUACCUAUUCAUGUUAUCUGUCACAUUACUUAACAAUCCUGACCAUUACUAUAAAGGCAGCAGUUUAUAUCUCAGAAAUAGCACCCACGAAUAUUCGGGGAGGAUUUACAUCAGCUAGUUCGUUGAUGAUGUGUUGUGGCUUUUCAAUGAUUUUUUUCGUUGGAACAGUUGUUUCCUGGCGCACCUUGGCUAUUAUUGGAGCUGUUCCAUGUGUAUUACAGGCCAUAGGUUUAUUCUUAGUUCCAGAGUCUCCAAGAUGGUUGGCUAAGGUUGGUCGAGAGAAAGAGCUAGAAGCUUCUUUGGGGAGGCUAAGGGGAGAGAGAGCUGACAUUACUCAAGAAGCAGCAGACAUCAUUGAGUAUACAAAAAUCUUUCUGCAGUUCCCAAAAGCUACAAUUCUAGACGUGUUCCAGAGGAGAUACGCUCAUUCACUCAUUGUUGGAGUUGGCUUGAUGGUGCUGACACAAUUUUCAGGGGUCACUGCAAUCGCAUGCUUUAUGAGUUCCAUCUUGGAGUCAGCUGAUUUUUCAACUACUUUUGGGAGUAGAGCAAUAGCUAUUCUCCAGAUUCCAGUUACUGCUGUGAGUGUAGUCUUAAUAGACAAAUCAGGAAGACGGCCACUUCUAAUGGUUUCUGCAGCUGGAAUGGGGUUGAGUAGCUUGCUUAUAGGAUUUUCAUUCUUAUUGCAGGACCUGAACCAGUUGAAGGAGGUCACUCCAAUAGUGGUGCUCAUAGGCCUAUUGACUUAUUCAGCAACUAAUUCAUUGGGCAUGGCAGGACUACCAUGGCUGAUCAUGGCAGAGAUAUAUCCCAUAAACAUAAAGGGCGUGGCAGGCAGCCUAGUGAUCUUCUCCAACUGGUUCUUUUCUUGGGUUGUGACUUACACUUUUAACUACAUGUUUGAUUGGAGCUCCACGGGAACAUUCUUCUUUUACUCUAUAAUAUCGGGUUCCACUGUUCUAUUCACUGCAAAGCUGGUACCAGAGACCAAGGGACGAAAGCUUGAAGAAAUACAAGCAUCAAUGACUCAUUUUCUCCGCUAAAAUAAACUUUUCAUGCUCUGUGGGAGUAAAUGGAACUUUUGUUGAUUGUGUCCUGACUUGAAGAAAUAGAGUAAAAGUUUACCUAUGCAAUUGAGUUA
Messenger RNA from Vitis vinifera (wine grape), 1845 nucleotides. RefSeq names its product sugar transporter ERD6-like 10. Lineage: Eukaryota; Viridiplantae; Streptophyta; Magnoliopsida; Vitales; Vitaceae. Gene Ontology annotation, molecular function: sugar transmembrane transporter activity. The record is from RefSeq and is a predicted model, not a curated record. The transcript is spliced from 16 exons. Gene Ontology annotation, cellular component: membrane. The coding region runs from base 143 to 1747 and encodes 534 amino acids. Gene Ontology annotation, biological process: carbohydrate transport; transmembrane transport.